Messenger RNA from Zingiber officinale, 859 nucleotides. RefSeq names its product secretory carrier-associated membrane protein 1-like. NCBI's taxonomy places the organism in Eukaryota, Viridiplantae, Streptophyta, Magnoliopsida, Zingiberales, Zingiberaceae. The coding region runs from base 16 to 519 and encodes 167 amino acids. Gene Ontology annotation, cellular component: trans-Golgi network membrane; recycling endosome membrane. Gene Ontology annotation, biological process: protein transport. The transcript has 7 exons. The record is from RefSeq and is a predicted model, not a curated record.
GCUAUUGAGUUCUAAAUGUUCAGGGAGUUUUUUGUUUGUUUGGCAGGUCUAACGUUGUGCUUAUUCUGGAAUAUCAUAGCAGUUACAACUGCAUGGAUUAAAGGACAAGACGUCAAGAUCUGGUUUCUUGCGAUUAUAUACUUCAUCUCAGGUGUUCCUGGUGCAUACGUAUUAUGGUACAGGCCUCUUUAUCGUGCUAUGAGGACGGAAAGCGCAUUAAAUUUUGGAUGGUUUUUCCUCUUUUACUUGCUUCAUAUUGCUUUUGUCAUAUAUGCUGCUGUUGCUCCUCCAAUAUUUUUCAAGGGAAAAUCUUUAACAGGUAUCUUGCCAGCAGUGGAUCUUAUCAGUGACAAAGUUUUGGUUGGGAUCUUCUAUUUUGUUGGAUUUGGUUUGUUCUGCCUGGAGGCACUGAUUAGUGUUUGGGUCAUCCAGCAAGUGUACAUGUACUUCCGCGGGAGUGGAAAGGCAGCAGAGAUGCAGCGUGAAGCAGCACAAGUCGCCAUGAGAGCGGCGAUAUGAAUAUCAUCGUUGUCAGUGCUCUCUCGACCAAGUGUGUAUUUGAUCUGUGCUCUAGUUUGCUUGUUUCUUCUCGGUCAUUCAUGCAAGUCAUCAUACCAUUCAGGUUUUGGUUGCUCGAGUCAUAACAGUUUUCGUCGUUUAUUUUCAUUUGGGAAUCAUCUAGUGCGUGUAUAGCUCUUCUCCAAAGCCCUGUUCUUACUCAUCUUUGCUAUCUUCAGUUUUCCCUGUAAAUUUGUGGUGUGUUUGUUAACGAGUUAUGAUCCAUAUUUAUUUGUUGUUACAUGCAAUGCUGGUUAGAACAUAUCUAGAAUCAAAAUUUUAAUGCAGCAUUAGACUCUCA